UUGUGAUUUGUAGGCGAUAACAAGGAAGUGGGUCCACAGAUUAAAGGUGCGUCUCUAACGUCUGCUCCUCCUGCUGCUGCUGCUCCUCAUUUGUUUGAACUCUCCAGCGUUGCCAUGGACUGGAUUGGGUUUAGCUAUGCUGCAAUCAUUGCUUUUGGAGGAUUUAUGGGAUACAAGAGAAAAGGCAGCGUGAUGUCCCUGGUGGCUGGUUUAGUUUUCGGGAGUUUUUCUGCGUACGGCGCUUAUAACAUCUCUAACGACCCAAAGGACAUCAAGAUCUUGUUGCUCUCCUCGGGAGUCCUCGCAGUCGUCAUGGGAACAAGAUACAAGAAAUCUGGAAAAUUAAUGCCAGCUGGCAUUAUGUCGGGACUGAGUUUGCUGAUGGUGUUUCGACUGCUGCUCCUGAUCAUGUUGUGAGCGGAUGAACAAGACCAAAGAGCCUCGAUUUAAAACAAACAUGAUUCCCUUCUUGCACUAAAUCCAAUCUACUGGGUGUGUUUACGUUCUCUUUUAAUAAUCCUACAUGCCAUGUGUUUUUGUUGCUUUUGUAUCCGUGCCUUUGUGUGAAAGUAAAUCUCAUUUAUUAAUGGUUAAUUUCCAUGAAUCGCUCACAGUCCUGGCAGCACAACAGACAUUUGUAAUCUUUUGCUUCAGGUUUUCUGUAGGCACAUCACUACUAUUGUACAACACGUGCAGACUGUAUCUAAAAAUAUUAAAAUAAGACCACUGGACUGGUAGAGUUUCUCGAAACUUGCUUGACUAGUGUCUGUUAACAAGAUACUUACCUGUUGUUAAGACUUUUCUUUUUCUAUUUUGUCUGACCUGAAAUGUCUGAUUAAUGUAAAAACAAAUACGUUUUUAUUCUUGAUUUCAAACAAACCAUGUAUUUGAAUAAAAAAAAAAUGAAUUAAAUCCAACAUGUUUGUAAUUUUAUUAAACAGAUUCAUGAAAAUUUGUGCAACUUCA
Mugil cephalus (flathead mullet) is the source of this 966-nucleotide messenger RNA. It is a transcript of the gene tmem14a, whose product is annotated as transmembrane protein 14A. The transcript has 5 exons. The record is from RefSeq and is a predicted model, not a curated record. Gene Ontology annotation, cellular component: mitochondrial membrane. The coding region runs from base 115 to 417 and encodes 100 amino acids. Gene Ontology annotation, biological process: regulation of heme biosynthetic process. Lineage: Eukaryota; Metazoa; Chordata; Actinopteri; Mugiliformes; Mugilidae.